CUGCUGUAAUUGCCGUUAACGUUAAUCAGGUAAAGCAGCGUCCAUUUCGAACAGUUUCUUCUCCUUUUUGUGUGUUUGUUUUUCUUCGGAGGCAUGACUCUCUUCGGCGCCUUCAAAUCCACCGCCUUAAUCUCCUGGAAAUCAAGCGGCAAACUUCAGCAAACGAUUGCGAAGUGCAUAGAGAGGACCGGGAAGGGCCUGCACUCCGGCAAGGCUGCGACGGUGAGGAUAUCGCCAGAGUUCGCCGGCGAAGGUAGGUAUUUCAGCUUCCGCUCGGAGUUGAUUCCCGCCUCGAUCGAUUUUUCCGUGGAGAGCCCUCUCUGUACCACGCUGAGCAAGGAAGGGCACAGCAUCCGGACUGUUGAGCACCUGCUUUCGUCUCUGGAGGCCACCGGCGUUGACAAUUGCCGAAUCGAGAUCUGCAGCUUCGAUUCUGAUGAUCUGUCUGCCGAGGUACCCAUCUUUGACGGAUCAGCAAGGGAAUGGGUGGAAGCCAUAGAACAAGUUGGGUUACAAGUGGCCAGAGAUAGAGUUGGUAACUGUCGUGAGAAAAUGGCACCAUUUCUUAAUGAGCCUGUUUACGUUCAGAAGAAUGAGUCUUUUGUAGCUGCUUUUCCUUCUCCCGAGGUUCAUAUCAGUUAUGGAAUCAACUUCCACCAGGUACCUGCCAUUGGCUGCCAGUGGUUCUUUUCCGCCUCAAUGGUCAACUCUUUCUAUGCUAAACAAAUAGCUCCUUCAAGGACCUUUUGCAUUUACGCAGAGGUGGAGCAAAUGCGUAAUGCAGGACUCAUCAAAGGUGGUUCAGUAGAAAAUGCAAUCAUUUGUAGUACUAGUAGAGGAUGGUUGAAUCCGCCGCUGCGCUUCCAGGAUGAACCUUGUAGACAUAAGGUUUUAGAUCUUAUCGGUGAUCUUUCCCUUCUUGCACGGUGUGGUAGCCAAGGGCUUCCAGUGGCGCACAUAGUUGCUUAUAAGGAAUUAAUUGACAAACUUGACAGACUAUAAAGACUGCCACAACACUUUCCCGGCACAACUUUAUAUGUCUGUCCAUGUGAGAACCACGUUCAGCUGCAAUUGGCAGUCUAUUUGGGGCAUCCUUCUAUCUUUGCUUGUUACUUGCCAUCUUUUUUAUAAUGUUGGCGAUGUUUGCACAACUUGUGGAAAUUUUAGUCCAGUUCAUAUUCUAAUCAUCAAUAUAUCUCCUCAUCCAUUUGUUGAAUUCUCUUUUCCUUUGAACAGUCUUUAUCUUUUCUUUGGUAACUUAGGCUCUUAUUGGCUGCUUACCUGCUGUGAUUCAUUUGUUUAAUCAUGUUGGUUAUCUACUUGAUACUCCAUCUUUUGGGACUUCGCCAUGUUUUUUGAUAUCAAAAUAAUGUAAUGGCUUUUCUUUCUCUAAGUUCAACUACACGAACAAGUAAGAUUGUAAUUUCAUGGAAGACCACUUGGUAUUUCAGCAUAGCCGAUUUUCAAUUAUCUCUACCCCUUGAAGGCUUUCACUGCACCUCUCGGAAUACUGUGGGAUUGGCUAUAAUAUUAGCCAUGAAGCCUUUGUCCUUGUCAAUACUGCAGUAAAUCAAUAUUUGUUCUGAUUUCAAUCACCCGUUUCACCUGAAAGCUCAAAAAGGAAGAGGAACCCUGAAGCUAUAGUGUUUCAAACAAAUGCAUCUGGUCUGGAAUAUGAUUCAAAUGCAUCUGGUCUGCUUACUGAUUAAACUUUUUUGUUACAGGGUGGCCAUGCACUGCACAGUGAUUUUGCUCACCGCCUAUUGAGAAUCAGUUAGAGAAAGAAUUGCGCGUGUGCCCGUCAAAAGACCCUCUUGUUAAAACUUAAUUGCACUUGAGCAACUACUUCUAUGCCACCAAUGCAACAUCCAUAUGGUAAGACUCUAAUACAUGAAAUGCAAGUCUUGUUAGAUAGGAAUAUAUUCUGUUGCCUGUUAUUGGUAUUUUUCGUCUUUCUCUGCAGCAGGACUGAACCGUCAAUAGUGAUUUUCAAAAACCACAGACAAAUUAGUCAUCCGUCAAGGAGGAACUACGUUUUCUCUAGCACAUAUGACUUCAUUUUGGCCAGUAUUACUUAUGGUCAAUUCAUGAACAUCGAAGAGAAAAUAUAGAAAUUAGAUCAUGGAAUGGGAACAUGAUCAACUUUAACAACAGAGAAACAGUCAAUUUGCUUGUGCUCUCUCUGAUCCCAAUGCCAUUAUUUUGUUCCAAUAUGCCAGGAAAGGAUACCAUCUUGGACGUUAGAAAUCCCUAAACUCCAACUCUGGUAUUGCUUAAUAGCUUUAUGGUUCUUCCGAUUACGUUGCAGCUACAGAACUCAUUUAAUUCAUUUUUUUUUUACUACCAUAAUCACCUGAAGACCAAUUGCAGGCUGUUGUUUUAGUAUUGUGAUACCGUACCUUUUGCAAAGGAGCUCAAUGCAUAAGGCUUCCCCUUCAAUAAAGAUCAGGAUCAUGUCGAUUUUUGUUUGUUAUAUUAUUUUUACUUCGUUCGGAGACUGUUUCAUAACUUAAAUUUUAUAACUUGCUAAACUGAAAAUCAACUUUACUGUCUUCAUGUGCUGGCAAAGAAGGUGCAAUUGCAGAUUUGAGCAGGGGCUAAAAGCUGGUUAUGCGAUACC
Messenger RNA from Diospyros lotus (date-plum), 2620 nucleotides. Its product is annotated as probable UDP-3-O-acyl-N-acetylglucosamine deacetylase 1, mitochondrial. Bases 94 to 1002 code for a protein of 302 amino acids. The record is from RefSeq and is a predicted model, not a curated record. The transcript is spliced from 7 exons. Gene Ontology annotation, biological process: lipid A biosynthetic process. Lineage: Eukaryota; Viridiplantae; Streptophyta; Magnoliopsida; Ericales; Ebenaceae.